AUGGCGUUUGAGUUGAUUAGUUGUGAAUUUUUUAAAUUAAAUUUGCAACAAAAAGUAGAUAUAUUAAGAAAACUUGAUGACGGUAUUGCGGGAAAUCGAAUAGCGCUGCAUUAUGGUGUGUCUAAAGUAGCCAUCAGUAAAAUAAACAAAAAACGCCAAGAAAUUUUAAAAACAGUGGCGGCCACUUAUGGAAGUGCAGAGAAGAAAACACUCCAUAAGUCGGAAUAUCCUGAUCUGGAGGUAAACUUGUACAAUUGGUUCCUGAAUCAACGGCAGCGUAAUUGUGCAGUGACUGGUGCCAUCUUAAAAUCAAGAGCUAAACUCGAAUUUGAAAUUCUGUAUCCGGGAAAAAAAUUUAGUGCAAGUGAUGGAUGGCUGGCAAAUUUUAAAAAACGGCACGGUAUUCGCCUUCUCAAAAUUUGUGGGGAAAUUCUUUCGAGCGAUACACCGAAAAUAACUCCGUUUGUACAUAGUCUACGAGCAAAAAUCAAUGAAAUGGGCAUCUCCGACUCCCAACUAUAUAACGCAGAUGAAUCUGGACUAUUUUAUCGUUUAUUACCGGACAAAACAUUUGUCGCAGCAAACGAACAUGCCGCACCGGGAAGAAAAACUGUUAAGGAAAGAAUUACAUUUUUGUUGUGUGCAAACGCAGAUGGUUCGCACAAGUUGAAGCCGUUGGUGGUCGGUAAAUCUGCAAAACCACGUUGCUUUAAGGAAUUUAACAAUCCAUUGGAAUACGCUCAUACAAGCAAGUCGUGGAUGAAUGCACAGUUAUUCUUCAACUGGUUCCACAAUUCAUUUAUAAAACAGGUAAACUUAUUUUUUGGUUUCAUUUUUCAUUUCUAAUGAACAUGACAUAAAAAUUUU
This is a messenger RNA of Teleopsis dalmanni, 867 nucleotides long. Its product is annotated as jerky protein homolog-like. Gene Ontology annotation, molecular function: DNA binding. Gene Ontology annotation, cellular component: nucleus. The transcript has 2 exons. The coding region runs from base 1 to 846 and encodes 281 amino acids. Lineage: Eukaryota; Metazoa; Arthropoda; Insecta; Diptera; Diopsidae. The record is from RefSeq and is a predicted model, not a curated record.